This is a messenger RNA of Miscanthus lutarioriparius, 1509 nucleotides long. NCBI's taxonomy places the organism in Eukaryota, Viridiplantae, Streptophyta, Magnoliopsida, Poales, Poaceae. The record is from the annotation of a GenBank genome assembly.
AUGGCGAGGCAGGGCGGCACCGGCGGUGAGAUCACGGCGGCUUUCUCAGGCGACGGUGGCAUUGCCGGGGCGUCCACGGCCAGGACGACGCCGGUGGCGAGCCCGUACCAGGCGGCUGUUGAAAUUGAAGAGCAAAUUUAUUCUCCAGCAUUUGGCAACAUUGAGGUCCAGGAUAGUCGUGGUUGCUGCAGUGGUUUCACAGGCAGUGUAACAAAGUUGCUGUUCAUCUUUCAUCUGCUUGCUUUCAUUGCCCUCACAGCAUUCCUAGGCGUCCAGGCCUCUUCCCACCAGAACCCUGCCUACAAGCCCUUCUCCAACUUCAUCCCUCUAGUAUCCUCUGUCAUAGUAUCCACAAUUGCUGCCUGCUUCUGGGUUAUCCUUGCUGUCACAAACCCUCCAAAAGCCAUCAAGACCUCUCUCUGGGCUGCCCCUGUUUCUGCACUUGCUUGUGAUGUAGUCAUACUUCUAGUCGGCAAUACUGCUGCACUUGGUAUAGGAGCUCUUGUAGUUGUAUUUGCAAUUGCGGCAGGAUUAUACAGUUGUUGGGCCACUGGCCCACGUCUUAAGCAUGCCUCUGAUAUGCUUUCCGUUUCUGUCAUCAGAGCACAUUUACCGCUUACUACUUCAUGCCUUGCUGUCUAUGUCCUUCUUGCAACGUUUGGGUAUAUGGCCUUCUGGACAGUUGCCAUCAGCUGCAUUGCUGCCGCAGAAGGGCACUUCAUGAACUACAGGAUGGCUUAUGUGGCAGCACUUCUAGUGAGCAUGGCAUGGACCAUGCAGGUACUGCGCUACAUUGUCUAUGUGGCAGUGGCAAAACUGGCACAUGGACGUCUCAUCUAUGGGAUUCGCAUCCCGGGUGGUGCUUUGGAAGCAUUCUGUGGCACGAUAUUUGGCCCAGCCUUUGGGGACAUAUGCAUGGGUGCAAUGGCUGUGCCGGUGAACUCAGCAGUGCGGGGAUUGGCUCGAGCAAUGAAGACAGCAACUGGGGGCAAUGAUGAGUUCAUUUUCUCAGGACAGGGCUGUUGCUUUGCUGUAUCAGAGAAGAUGCUGGGACGUGCUAACCGUUGGGGUUUUGUGCAUGUUGGGGCGCGGGGGAAGGCAUUCUGUGUGGCUUCGCGGGAUGUGUGGUCGCUUUUUGUUCUCCGUGGAAUAGCAGAGCUUAUUGAUUCAGACCUCACUGGUUCGUUCUGCUUCCUUUCUUCCGUUACAUCAGGCGCAUUGGCCUCACUGGUUUCUGGAUCAUGGGCACUAGCCAUGGAUAAAGAUCAGAAGAAACUAGCUUUGCCCAUAUCCAUCUAUGCAUUCCUAAUCGGUUAUUAUAUGUGCCGGAUGAUGAUUGCAUGGCCACAAGCGUGUGUGGCUGCGUACCAUGUCGCAUAUGCAGAGAACCCACAGAACCCUCAGCUGGGCACGCUGAUACCAGAUCAUCUGCGCGAGCUCCAAGCAAUGGCUGCAGAUCAAGAUCGUCCCAGAGUUAUCCAUUCUUCUGAUGACAUUGACAGUUCAUAG